Dioscorea cayenensis subsp. rotundata (Guinea yam) is the source of this 567-nucleotide messenger RNA. RefSeq names its product ubiquitin-related modifier 1 homolog 2. Bases 9 to 428 code for a protein of 139 amino acids. The transcript is spliced from 4 exons. Gene Ontology annotation, cellular component: cytoplasm; nucleus. NCBI's taxonomy places the organism in Eukaryota, Viridiplantae, Streptophyta, Magnoliopsida, Dioscoreales, Dioscoreaceae. Gene Ontology annotation, biological process: tRNA thio-modification; protein urmylation. The record is from RefSeq and is a predicted model, not a curated record. Gene Ontology annotation, molecular function: protein tag activity.
GUUUUUAUAUGCCGUCGUCCCGCGAGCCCACCCACACACACUCGCAAAAACUAGGGUUUUGUUUCUCGGCCUUCGAUCAAAGAAUCUCUAGCGCGUCACGGCCUUUUGGUGAAUCCGAGCUUCUAAUCAUGCAAUUAACUCUCGAAUUCGGAGGAGGGCUUGAGCUUCUCUGUGAAUCCAUCAAGAUCCACGAGGUUGAUGUGAACCCUAAAUCCGGAGAAGAUAAGUUGAUAAUGAGGGAUUUGUUGGGGUGGAUUAAAGCGAAUAUUAUAAAGGAAAGGCCAGAGAUGUUCAUGAAGGGAGACUCUGUGAGGCCUGGAGUUUUGGUACUUGUGAAUGAUUGUGAUUGGGAGCUAUCUGGUAACCUUGAUACAUCACUGGAAGAGAAGGAUGUGGUGGUUUUCAUUUCUACUUUGCAUGGUGGCUGAUGAUGCUUUUCCAAAAAAGAUUAUUCUAGAUGACUACUACAAUGUUGUAUUUGAAUUUGCUGUAGUUUUGAGAUGGUAUGGAGUAGUCCAUGUUAAUUUUGAUUAGUAAAAUCAUUAAAGCCCCUUCAUGAUGUUUCAA